Messenger RNA from Corticium candelabrum, 986 nucleotides. RefSeq lists its product as uncharacterized. Gene Ontology annotation, molecular function: protein binding. The record is from RefSeq and is a predicted model, not a curated record. Bases 118 to 822 code for a protein of 234 amino acids. NCBI's taxonomy places the organism in Eukaryota, Metazoa, Porifera, Homoscleromorpha, Homosclerophorida, Plakinidae. The transcript is spliced from 4 exons. Gene Ontology annotation, biological process: signal transduction.
GUUUGUUAGCCACUGCGAUCAUCCACACUAACUGUCUGUCGUCUUCGUUUGCACUUAGUACAGCCACAUAAUCAUACCCGACGAACAGAGUGAAGCAAGCUCGACUGAUUGUGAGACAUGACCUCAUACACAUACGACGUUGAGAAAGUGAUUCAGGCUGUGAUCGACCGUGGCGAGAGCCAAUUUUAUGAUAUCGCACAACAGUUGGGAAUGACGCGUGCUAAAAUUGAUUCAACCAUCGACCGUAUACCUGGAAAUGCAGGAAAACUGAAAGUUCUCAUUGACAAGAGGAGAGCAGCCAUAGACGAUGAAACUUUAAUUAGAGAGCUACUUGAUGCUUGUGACAAAAUACAAGAUCCUAUUGGAGGAGAUGUCAGGAGACAACUGGGUGGACAAGCAAGCCGACCUGCUGCUGCUGCUGCUGUUUUUGCUGCUAGUACAGGUGGAUCUGAUAUGACUGACGGACAUUCUAAACCAUCAGAUGCUAGACCAUUAGACCUUUCACUGGAAGCUGAUAAGACGCUGGACACCACAAAGAACGAACCCAGCGAAGUAGCCGACGAAAUUGCAGCAGACUGGAGAAAGGUGGCUGCAUUUCUCAACUCAACAAUGUUCACAUCUACGAAAAUAAAGGUCAUCGAGGAUACAUUCAGACGACCAUUUGAUCAAGCAAAGGAAAUGAUUGAUAAAUGGUCUAGUAAACAGGGCAGCCAAGCUACAAGGCGUGUGCUCAUAAAGGCGAUGCUGCAGUGUGGACUACGAGCACAAGCCAACAACAUUUUUACUGAGGAACUUGUUGAUUAUGUCAAACCUUUGAAGUAACGUGUAGCUAGAGUACUAGACAAAUAUGUACAGCCUGUUUCACUGCUCUGUAGCAAGACAAUUGACUGCCUCGUUGAUUGAGAUAGAACACAAAUAUGUAUAUGCAUCUCACUGUCUAUGCAGUCACGUGAUUUGACACAAAACAUGCAAGAAGUCAAUGCUAA